ACAAAAAAAGAAACCAAGCACGGAUCAAGUUAACAAAUACUCCGAAUUUUUCUUGGGACUCCGUAGUCCGUUCUCUACGUAUCUACGCCACCGUCCCCACUGCCCACUCACCGCACUCCCGUCUUCUCUCUAGAGAGGAGGUCGUCCAUAGAGGCAUCCUUGCUGUAGUCCACGCUAUCCAUCUUUGCCCCGCCGGCCUGCCGCUCCUCUGUUUUUUUCCGCCGGAACGAAAGCCGUUCAUCCAAGCUGUGCGCCCAGGAAGUGAACUGGAUUUUUGAGAAACCGAGACCGAUCCUCUUCUCCAAUAGCUCAUCGGUUGAAAUCUUCAAUUGGACUCAUGGAAGCAUAUUUGAUGAGGGUCGAGAUGGAAGCCUUCUGAUUCUCGUUUCUUGAAGAAAUUCAUCUGUAAAAAUUCCCAAGAGUCGCACUACAACUUAAUGCUGUUAGGAUAUUAAGUGGUCCAGAUGCAAUGGGAAGAAGUAAUUGAAUUUUUUUUUUUUUUUUUCUGAAACUAUUAAUCUUAUCCAGGGGUGUUUAUCUAGUAACUGUUCUAUAAACCACACAAAUUCUUGAGAUAACAUGCCAGAUCCAGUUGAGAAUCAAUUAUCAAAUCCAGGCAUGAAUGCUCCUAGUUUCAGUGAUUGGGAUCCAGGUGAGUCCAAUUCAUCUCGAAAUGUACAUAGCCAUGUCCAUGGGAGUAAUUUGGAAGUAAGGCAUGGUUGGUCUUCAUCGUCAAGCAAUUAUGUUGUAGCUGAUCCAAUGUCUGAGGAACGAGAAUUUGACUCUUCCAGUGGUCUCCUUCACGAGAACUGUAGCAAUGUUUAUGGUGGCAGUCACCCAAUUGGCAGAACUAUUACGCAUCAUUCUAGUUCUAAUUGCAGCCAUGGGAAUGUUAGUUUAAGUGGUCCAUAUCACAAUUUCAGUGGCCCACAGGUCACAAGAACAUGUGCACCUCUUGGUCGUAAUAAGGCAGUUGGAUCAGAAACCGACCUUCUUCCUGCUUUUGCUUCUUCUGAUAAUGGAGGUACCUCUUCAUACAAUUCUGGUGAUUUGAUGGGAAACCAUGAUAAUGAUUCAGAUUCUUCUUUGGGCACCUGGGGUUUUGCCUGCAAGCGGAAGGCCCUUGAAGUUAGCUCUGAAAAGUUGUGUGCAGGUGGAAGUUCGAGCUCCAAUCCCCGAGCUGAGAACAUUACACUGCACAAUGUUCCUUCUCAUUAUAAUGCUUCUAGCAGCUUAAAUAUAUUUUUGCCCUCCAAUGCUGGUGUCUCGGAACAAGCCAAUUCAAGAAAUGGAAUUAGUAGAAGAUUAUCAGCUGGUGAUGAAUUCCCACCUUCAAGUGUUAACGGGAUUGCAGAGAGCUCUACAAGAAACUUUCAUGCAACCGAGAACAUUGCAAAUCCAGAAUCAGUUUCAUUUGGCUUACCACCAAUUGGAGCUACUGUAGGGCCUUCUGAUGCUAUCACUACCAAUGUGCCGCCCAGACAUUUCUCUAUAACUAGUUCUUCAGACUUGAGGCAUCCAUUAUCACUAACAAUGAAUUCAAGUAACUCUGCAAAUCAGCCUCCUUCAAUGGCAUCUACUAGUCCUCAAAGGAGUGCACGUUCGAUUCCCUGGAAUGGAUCUCGUGAUUCAAGAAGUGGCAAUUGUGCAAGUUCUAGUUCACGUUCCGCAGAAAGUAGUGCUACAGUUCGAGAUGAAACUAGCUUUAGAAGCUCCUUUAGAAAUAAUGGUGCGCGUGUUAGGUAUUUCUCUGCUACUGAGACAAGAAAUCUGGUACAGGAUGCUGAUAACUGGAAUUCAGAUAUUCUAAUCUCCUCUCAAAACCAACCUUCUGGUUCUGGAAUUGGCCCCAGCUCUAGUUCACAGACAUUUCCCACAACCUGGGAUACUAAUCAGAACCCAACUACUAGCACUAGCAGCCAUCAAAGAUUGUCAGAUUAUCCUUGGAGUUUUUCCCUACCUGCAGGAUCUGAUCCAGGAAGCCAGGAUGGAGGUCAUCUUUUACUGCCAUCAUGGGCGAGUACUUCCUCAGAUGAUCCAUUUUCACCACUGCCCUGGGCUAGUACUUCGACAGAGGAGCCAGUGAUGUCAUCCAGACCCCGCAGGAGGGGUAAUCGCCAACCAUAUCUUCGGUCAACUAUGACAUCAGAGGUUUCAGGUGACAAUCAUGGUCCAUGGCGUGCAUUAGCUUCUGAUUUUGAGGGCAGACACAGAGUGGCAUCUGAGAUUCGUGAAGUACUUAAUGCUAUGCGAAGAUCUGAGAACUUCCAGCCUGAGGAUUACACAGUGUUCAAUCCGUUUAUCAACGGGGUUGGUGACUCACACGAUAGGCAUAGAGAGAUGAGGCUUGAUGUGGUUAACAUGUCUUAUGAGGAAUUGCUGGCACUGGAAGAACGCAUAGGGAAUGUGAACACGGGAUUGAGUGAGGCCACCAUUCUGGGAUCUAUGAAACAGCGGAAAUAUGAUUCUUUCUGUGGAGGAUUAUCAUCCGACUUGGAGCCAUGUUGUAUAUGUCGGGAGGAAUAUGUAACUGCAGAUGACAUUGGGAUAUUAGGGUGUGGACAUGAGUUCCAUACAGAUUGCAUUAAACAGUGGCUAAUGCUCAAGAAUCUAUGUCCAAUCUGCAAGACAACUGGCUUGGAAACCUGACAUGCUGGCACUUCAUUCUGAAUUCAUAUACCUACCACCUCCCCAACCCCCCCCCCCCCCCAACCCACCCAAAAAAGAAAAGAAAAAUGAAAAAAAAAAAAAAAAUUCAAGUCUCAUGUGGAGAAGACUGUCUAUACUAUGCAUGCAGUCUGAAACAUCUUUUCUUAUUUCUCAAGGGAUUGGAGAAUGGGAAAUAAACAUUUGCUGGACUAAUGUUUCCUAUUAAACUGUUUAGCAGCAAUAAUUUUUUAGUUUUGAUGAUUCCUAAGUCUUCCUUUGUUUAUUUA
Messenger RNA from Ipomoea nil (Japanese morning glory), 2936 nucleotides. RefSeq names its product E3 ubiquitin-protein ligase MBR2-like. The transcript has 7 exons. Gene Ontology annotation, molecular function: ubiquitin protein ligase activity. The record is from RefSeq and is a predicted model, not a curated record. Bases 580 to 2649 code for a protein of 689 amino acids. NCBI's taxonomy places the organism in Eukaryota, Viridiplantae, Streptophyta, Magnoliopsida, Solanales, Convolvulaceae.